This is a messenger RNA of Mercurialis annua (annual mercury), 2684 nucleotides long. RefSeq lists its product as uncharacterized. Bases 213 to 2369 code for a protein of 718 amino acids. Lineage: Eukaryota; Viridiplantae; Streptophyta; Magnoliopsida; Malpighiales; Euphorbiaceae. Gene Ontology annotation, cellular component: cytosol. The transcript has 11 exons. The record is from RefSeq and is a predicted model, not a curated record. Gene Ontology annotation, biological process: proteolysis. Gene Ontology annotation, molecular function: serine-type endopeptidase activity.
AUCUAGAAAAAAUAAUAAAAAAUUGAAAUACUAAAAGCAGUAGCCUCAAACCAUUUUGAUAUCAAAGGCACUGCUUCGAAAUAAGUUUCCAGCUUCUCAAGUAAGCUUGUAAGAAUAUCACUGCUUGAAAUUUUUAUGAUCAGACCAUAAUCAGAGGACAAUUGCAAUAAAAGGAGGCCGUUUUGCUACUUUUGAUUACUGAGAUCAUCUCAAUGUCUUUAUCAAAAUUACCGGUGAAUUCGCCACCGGCGGCGAAGAAAGUGGAGCAUGUUAUGGAAAUGUUCGGCGAUCUUAGAAUAGAUCAUCACUACUGGCUCCGCGACGACUCUCGCUCUGAUUCUGAUGUCAUUUCUCAUCUCCAACAAGAAAACGCCUACACUAAUUCCUUUAUGUCCGGAACCAAAGAAUUUGAGGAGCAGCUUUUCGCUGAAAUAAAAGGGCGAAUAAAGGAGGAGGACAUAUCUGCACCCAGAAGAAAAGGACCUUACUACUACUAUACGAGGACUCUUGAGGGCAAGGAAUAUGUUCAGCAUUGUCGACGCUUCAUAUUGAACAAUGAAGUCCCUCCUUCAGUUCAUGAUGUUAUGGGGACUGGGCCUAAUGAUCCUCCUGAGCAUGUUAUACUGGAUGAGAAUGUUAAGGCUCAAGGGAAUGAAUAUUAUAGCAUUGAUGCUUUCGAGGUUAGUCCAAAUCACAAACUGGUUGCAUAUGCAGAAGAUACUAAGGGGGAUGAAGUUUACACAGUUUAUGUUAUGGAUGUGGAAACUGGGGACCUUGUUGAGAAGCCAUUGACUGGUACGACUUCAUCUGUUCAGUGGGCCGGGAAUGAUUUUCUUGUUUAUGGCACAAUUGAUGAAGUGCAUCGUUCUGAUAAGGUGUGGUUACACAAGUUGGGAACAGAUCAAUCAAGUGAUUCUUGCCUUUAUCACGAGAAGGAUGAUAAAUUUUGUCUGGGUCUUGCAGCCUCAGAGAGUGAAAAGUAUAUAUUUAUUGUAUCUGACAGCCAAUGUACGAGGUCUGUCUUGUAUAUCGAUGUUUCUAAUCCUGAAGGUGGUGCUAAGGUUUUUGCACCAUGCGUACACGGUGUUGAUAUAACUGUCAGCCAUCGAGGAAAUCAUUUCUUUAUUCAAAGGAGAACUGAUGAGCUUUUCAAUUCAGAGCUACUGGCCUGUCCAGUUGAUAACAUCUGUGCAACUACAGUUCUGAUUCCUCACAGGGAAAGUACAAAAAUUUGGCAUGUACAGCUCUUUGCUGACCAUCUAGCUGUAUAUGAGCGCGAAAAUGGUCUGCCUAAAAUAACAACAUAUCAGCUCCCAGCCAUUGAUGAGCCAGUCACAAGCCUCGCAGGUGGUCAAACUGUUGAUUUUAUUGACCCCGUAUACUGUGUGGAUUCAGAAGAGUCAGAAUUUUCUUCUAGCAUUUUGAGGUUUUCAUACAGUUCAUUGAGGACUCCUCUCUCUGUGUAUGAAUAUGAUAUGAACACAGGCAUCUGUGUUCUGAAGAAGAUUGAAACAGUCUUGGGAGGUUUUGAUUCAUCUAAUUUCAUUACUGAAAGGAAAUGGGCCACAGCUUCAGAUGGCACCCAGAUUCCUAUAUCAAUAGUUUACAGGAAGGACCUUGUGAAACUUGAUGGAUCUCAUCCAUUACUGCUUUAUGGCUAUGGCUCAUAUGAGAUGAGUAUUGAUCCCACAUUUAAGGCAUCGAUGCUUUCUUUAUUGGAUCGUGGCUUUAGCUACGCGAUAGCUCAUAUUCGCGGAGGCGGUGAAAUGGGGAGACAGUGGUAUGAGAAUGGGAAGUUCUUGAAGAAAAAGAAUACCUUUACAGAUUUUAUUACUUGUGCAGAAUUUUUAAUUGAACAGAGGUAUUGUUCAAAGGAAAAUUUGUGCAUCGAAGGCAGAAGUGCCGGUGGAUUGCUUAUUGGUUCUGUUCUUAAUAUGAGGCCUGAUCUGUUCAAGGCUGCAAUUGCUGGUGUACCUUUUCUGGAUGUUCUGACUACUAUGCUGGAUCCAAGUAUCCAUCUUACGACUGAAGAGUGGGAGGAAUGGGGAGACCCUAGUGAGGAAGAGUUCUACUUCUACAUGAAGUCAUAUUCCCCAGUUGAUAAUGUUAAGCCUCAAAAUUAUCCCAACAUCCUCGUUACAACAGGCUUGCAUGAUCCACGAGUUUUGUACUCAGAACCUGCUAAAUUUGUGGCAAAAUUGAGAAGUAUGAAAACUGAUGACAAUGUGGUUUUACUCAAGUGUGAUCUCUGCGCUGGACAUUCUUCAAAGUCGGGAAGAUUUGAGAAGCUUCAAGAGGAUGCAUUCAAAUAUACUUUUCUGUUGAAGGUUCUUAAUAUGAUUCCUGAUCUUGGGUCUGCCCAGAAUUGAUGAGACCUAUUUAUAGAAGAAGUAGUGCUAAGAUUAAAUAUUAUAAUGUCUUGGCAAAAACUUUGGCCUUAGACUGGCUUCAGCAACUUCGCCCUUUAAGCGGAGCGGAGUCCGCCUAAAGAAGAACGUAAUUAAUGUAAAUUCUGCGGAAAAAAUAAAAUGAAAAGGGCAGAAUCACGAUGUGGUGCUUUAGGUUUAGAACAUUGUCAUAAGAUAUUAGUGUGAAAUUAUACAUAUAAUGAGAUGAACAAACAAUAAUGAGAUUAUAUAUAUUUUAAAAAUAGAACUGGCCGGUCAAACUAUUUUCAUCUUAAA